This is a messenger RNA of Tripterygium wilfordii, 4150 nucleotides long. Its product is annotated as putative multidrug resistance protein. Gene Ontology annotation, cellular component: membrane. Bases 182 to 3940 code for a protein of 1252 amino acids. The transcript is spliced from 7 exons. Gene Ontology annotation, biological process: transmembrane transport. Gene Ontology annotation, molecular function: ATP hydrolysis activity; ATP binding; ABC-type transporter activity. The record is from RefSeq and is a predicted model, not a curated record. NCBI's taxonomy places the organism in Eukaryota, Viridiplantae, Streptophyta, Magnoliopsida, Celastrales, Celastraceae.
ACAAACGUUACGUUACCAUAUAUAUAAUUCUGGCCGGCUUGAUUAAAAAACAAAAUUUUAAUGAAUUCCAAGCAAUGACAUAGAAGAUGUAACAGUCUGCAACAUUCUGUGAUAUAAAAAGCACACAACUUUUUCAAAAUGAAGAAGUAAUCUCUCCUGAAAGGGAGCAUAGAAGAGUACCAUGGGGGGUAAAGAUAGCAUGUUUCGAUACGCAGACGGCAAGGACAAGUUGUUGAUGGUGUUAGGGACCUUAGGCAGCGUUGGAGAUGGAAUGCAGUACCCUAUUACCAUGUUUGUUCUUAGCCAUCUGAUCAAUGACUUUGGAAAACCUGGUAGCGGUUUGUCUAAUGAUAUUGUUGACAAGUAUGCACUGAGGCUGCUCUAUGUUGCAUUUGGAGUUGGUUUUUCAGCAUUUGUUGGAGGAUUUUGUUGGACAAGAACAGCAGAAAGACAGACAUCUCGGAUGAGAAUGGAAUACCUGAAAUCGGUCCUCAGGCAAGAAGUCGGUUUCUUUGACACCCAAGAAACUGGAUCUUCCACUACCUUUCAAGUUGUAUCAACAAUCUCCAACGAUUCCAACUCGAUCCAAGUUGCUAUAUGUGAUAAGAUACCAAACUGCAUUACAUUCUUGUCAACCUUUUUCUUCUGCCUCGUAGUUGCCUUCGUGCUGUCAUGGAAACUAGCAUUGGCAGCUAUUCCAUUGUCGAUAAUGUUCAUCAUUCCAUGCCUUGUAUUCGGGAAGUUCAUGAUGGAUGUGGUGAUGAAGACUAUUGAAUCUUAUGCUGUCGCCGGUGGGAUUGCAGAACAAGCCAUUUCUUCGAUAAGAACUGUAUAUUCAUAUGUUGGGGAGCGCCAAACACUCAAAAAGUUCAGCAAUGCACUCGAGAAGACUUUGGAGUUGGGAAUAAAACAAGGAUUCGCGAAAGGCUUGAUGAUGGGGAGUAUGGGAAUAAUGUAUGUUGGUUGGGCCUUUCAGGCUUUUGUUGGGACUUACUUGGUCACUGAAAAGGGAGAAAAGGGUGGCAACAUCUUUGUUGCCGGAAUCAAUGUCAUCAUGGGAGGACUGAGUGUAUUGGGUGCACUUCCGAAUCUAACUGCUAUAACAGAAGCAAUGGUUGCUGCAACCAAGAUUUUCGAAAUGAUUGAUCGAGUACCGGCAAUAGAUUCUGAUGAUAAAAAGGGAAAGGCUUUAUCCUAUGUAAGAGGAGAAAUUGAAUUCAAAGACAUCUACUUCAUCUAUCCGUCGAGACCUGAUACGCCAAUCUUACAAGGGUUGAAUCUUAGAAUUCCGGCAGGUAAGACUGUCGGUCUCGUUGGGGGGAGUGGCUCCGGAAAAUCCACAACCAUUGCAUUACUCCAACGAUUCUACGACCCUGUUGAAGGAGAAAUUUUAUUGGAUGGACAUAAGAUAAGGAAACUUCAGCUAAAAUGGCUGAGAUCACAUAUGGGUCUAGUCAGUCAAGAACCAGUCCUCUUUGCGACGACUAUAAAAGAAAACAUAAUGUUUGGGAAGGAAGGAGCUACAAUGGAUGAAGUGGAAGCUGCUGCAAAGGCUGCAAAUGCACAUGAAUUCAUCACUAAGUUACCCGAGGGAUACGACACUAAUGUUGGCCAAUUUGGUUUUCAAAUGUCAGGAGGGCAAAAGCAGCGGAUCGCCAUUGCAAGGUCUCUGAUAAGGGACCCAAAAAUAUUGUUACUUGAUGAAGCCACUAGUGCAUUGGAUGCACAGUCUGAAAGAAUGGUUCAGGAAGCAAUUGAUAAGGCAUCUAGAGGGAGGACAACAAUCACCAUUGCACACCGCCUUUCCACUAUCCGAGCAGCGCAUCUGAUUGUAGUUUUCAAAGCUGGAAGAGUAAUUGAAUCAGGUUCUCAUAAUGAACUAAUGGAGAUAAAUGACGAAGAGGGCGGAGAGUACUUCCGGAUGGUGCAAUUGCAGCAGACGGCAUUGCAAAAUGAAGCAUCCAGUGAUUCCAAUCCUACAAUGGACACAAGAAGUUUCUAUAAGAUGUUUGUGGCACCGAGCCCGUUGAGUGUGAGGUCCAGCGCUCCAAGCACACCAACAUUUAACCCGUUUAGCCCCGCGCUCUCUAUGGGAACCCCGUAUUCAUAUUCAAUCCAAACUGAUCCCAGAGAUCUAAGUGAAGAAGAUUACUUAGAGAAGCUAAAUCAACCUUCUCCUUCACAGUGGCGUUUGCUUAAGAUGAAUGCACCUGAAUGGCGAAGAGGCUUGAUUGGAUGCUUGGCUGCAAUAGGCUCUGGUGCAGUCCAACCAAUAAAUGCUUACUGUGUAGGAUCACUUAUAUCGAUUUACUUUCGUACUGACAAGUCCGAGAUCAAGCACAAAUCCAGAAUCUUGUCUCUAGUGUUCUUAGGGAUUGCUGUGCUCAACUUCACCACCAGUCUUCUCCAGCAUUACAAUUUUGCAGUUAUGGGAGAAAGGAUGACCAAAAGGAUUAGGGAGAAACUGCUUCAAAACCUUCUGACUUUUGAGAUAGGAUGGUUCGAUGAUGAGGAGAACACAAGUGCAUCCAUUUGUGCAAGGUUAGCAACAGAAGCUAACAUUGUCCGGUCCCUCGUUGGGGAUCGUAUGUCAUUGCUGGCUCAAGCAAUCUUUGGUUCUAUUUUCGCCUAUGCACUCGGACUCGUACUUUCAUGGAGGCUAGCACUUGUGAUGAUUGCAGUGCAACCAUUAGUUGUUGGGAGCUAUUUCUCAAGAAGUGUACUGAUGAAAAGUAUGGCAGUAAAAGCACAAAAAGCACAAAAGGAAGGAAGCCAACUAGCUAGUGAAGCUGUCAUCAACCAUAGAACUAUAACCGCCUUCUCUUCCCAGAAACGAAUCCUGGGGCUCUUCCGAGCCACGUUGAGAGGUCCUAAAGAGGAGAGUGUAAGGCACUCUUGGUUGUCAGGUUUUGGUCUCUUUAGCUCCCAAUUUUUAGCCACAGCAUUUACAGCACUUGCUUUCUGGUAUGGGGGGAGGCUCUUAAUAAAAAGGUUGAUUACUCCGGAGCAUCUAUUCCAGGCAUUUUUGAUAUUAUUGUUCACUGCUUAUGUCAUUGCAGAAGCUGGAAGCAUGACCAAUGAUAUAUCUAAAGGAAGCAACGCCAUUCGAUCAGUUUUUGCAAUUCUAGACAGAAAGAGUGAGAUUGAUCCAUACCAGUCAUAUGGACAAGACAAGAAAGAAACAAUAAAGGGUCGCGUGGAUCUCAGAAAUGUCUUCUUUGCAUAUCCAGCUAGACCUGAUCAAAUGAUCUUUAGGGGCCUAAACCUUAAAAUUGAUGCAGGGAAGACAGUAGCCUUGGUAGGGCAGAGUGGUUCAGGCAAAUCUACCAUUAUUGGACUUAUAGAGCGGUUUUAUGAUCCGUUAAAUGGGGUUGUAUUCAUUGAUGAAAAGGAUGUAAAGAGCUAUAAUUUGAGAAUGCUGAGGUCUCAGAUUGCAUUGGUCAGUCAAGAGCCAACCCUUUUUGCAGGAACCAUCCGCGAAAACAUCGCAUAUGGUAAAGAGAAUGCUAAAGAAUCAGAGAUAAAGAAGGCUGCAGUAAUCGCAAAUGCUCAUGAGUUCAUAAGUGGAAUGAAAGACGGGUACGACACAAACUGUGGAGAGAGAGGAGUUCAGCUAUCUGGAGGUCAGAAGCAAAGAGUCGCACUUGCUCGUGCGAUACUGAAGAACCCAUCAAUCCUCCUACUGGAUGAGGCCACCAGUGCACUUGACAGUGUAUCUGAAAGCUUAGUUCAAGAGGCACUUGAGAAGAUGAUGAUUGGCAGGACAUGUAUCAUUGUUGCUCACCGGUUAUCAACGAUUCAGAAAUCCAACUCUAUUGCUGUUAUCAAGAAUGGAAAAGUUGCGGAACAAGGUUCACAUAAUGAGCUGAUUUCCUUGGGCAAUAAUGGAGCUUAUUACUCUCUGAUAAAGCUGCAGAGUGGCAACUCCUCUUAUCGGUAAACUAUAGAUGUUGGGGAUUGAAAUUUGUGUUGCAUUGUAAGAUUGAUCAUCUAGUUUUCUGUAGAUAGGCAAGGGAAUGAUAUGAAGAUGUUAUCUUUCUUUCUUUUUUAAGAAUACUCAACGAUCUCUUCAUAAGAGUUAUAGCUGUACUUUUUGUCAUAAGCUAAUUAAUUGAUUAUCUUAAUCAUUGAAUGCAUUCAAGCUUAUUGA